Molecule: messenger RNA, 6513 nt
Organism: Xyrichtys novacula (pearly razorfish)
Lineage: Eukaryota; Metazoa; Chordata; Actinopteri; Labriformes; Labridae
Source: the annotation of a GenBank genome assembly
AGCCUGUGUUGACGAAAGGAGUCAGAGAUAAAGGCCGAAAAUGUUGUGACAGACUCCUGACCUGCAAACCUCACUGGUCAGACAGAGGGGAGGUCUUGGCUCAGGCGUUGCUUUACCUGCUCUCACAGCUUUCUAAGCUUUCAACAUACAGCUGGAAAGAUGUCGUCCCUCUCUGUGCUGCCACCAAAAUGUUUGCGGGAACCGUUGGUGGUUCCUCAUCGCCACAUGUUUGGACCAGGACCUUCAAAUGUCCCUCCACGAAUCCUGGAGGCAGGGGCUAAUCCUGUCAUUGGACACAUGCAUCCAGAAAUAUUUGAGGUAACUCAGCCUCCUACACAGAGCUCAGUAUAGAGAGUAUUCAAUUUUAUGUGUAGAACCAAGUUAAACUUGAGCAAUAUUUGGAGAUCUAUCAAAGCAAUGCAAUGAUAUAAACUGCCUGCAUUAACAGAGGUUUAUUGUUAUAUUCAAGCUCCAAUUCCAAUGAAGUUGGGAUGUUGUGAUUUUAAUGAAAUUCAAUUAUUUUCACCCCCCCCCCCCCCCCCCCCAAUAUUCAAUUAAAUACACUUCAAAGACAAGAUAUUUAAUGCUCAAAAUUAUAGAUGUGAUUGUUUUUGCAAAUAUUCAUUCAUAUUGAAUUGAUGUCUGUUACAUGUUCCUAAAAAGUUUGGACAGAGCCAUGUUUGUCUCUGUGUUUCAUCAUCUUUCCUUUGAACAACAGUCAAUCAGUAUUAGUAAACUAAUGACACUGACUGUAGAAACUUUGGAGGUGAACUCUUUCCCACACUUGAUCAGUGGACCACUUCAGACUCUCAACAGUCCGGGGUCUCUGUUGGGGUAAUUUGUGCUUCAUAAUGCUCCUCUCAAUUAUAGUGGGAGACAGAUCUUGACUGUAAGCAGACCAGUCUAGUCAAGUACCCUCACUCUUUUACUCUGAAGCUACGCUAUUGUCACAUGUACAGAAUGUGUCUUGUUAUUGUCUCGCUGAAAUAAACAGGAACGUCUCUGAAAAAGAUGCGUCUCUGAGGGCAGCAGAUGUUGCUCCUAAACCUGUAUGUACCUUUAAACAUUAAUGGAGCCUUCACAGAUGAGACCGUUAGCCAUGGACACUAACACACCCCCAGACCAUCACAGAUGCUGCCUUUGAACUUUGACCUGAGAACAGUCUGGAUAGUCCUUUACUGUUUAGCUCAGAGUAGACCUGGUCCAUGAUUUUGUUGUUUUAAUGCAGUACUGCCUGAGGGGUCAAAGGUCAUGGUCAUUCGGUGUUGGUUUUUGGGCCCUGCUGCUUGCAUGCAGAGAUUUUUUUGGACUCUGAAUCUUUUGAUGACAUUACAGACUGUAUAUGAUGAUGUGAACAACUGAGCAUUUCGGGGAUGUGCCUUUUAUAUCCAAUCAUGGCACUCUACUGUUACCAAUGAACCUGCCUUUUGUUGACCCUGAACCAACUUUUUUGAGAUGUGCAAGAAAUACAAUCAAGUUUAUCAAUUUGAGUCUAUAUAAGUAUUGAGUCUUUGUAGUGUAAUCAACUGAAUAAAGGUGCAAAUGAACACAACAUCCCAACUUCAUUGGAAUUAGGGUUUGUUGAAACAAAACCUCAUCCUUGAGCUCCCCUAUAAGUGUGCAGGUUAACAGUGUUGCAGCUACCCUGUUAGGACCACUCUCAGUUGGGUACAAAGCAGUGUAGAUAUUUUAAUGUUUGCUCAUUUUAUGUUGCAGAUAAUGAAAGACAUAAAAAGUGGAGUCCAGUACAUGUUCCAGACUAAGAACAACAUGACUUUAGCUGUGAGCGGCACUGGACACACUGCCAUGGAGUGUGCUAUCUUUAACUCAGUGGAAGCUGGGGAGAGUGUGCUGUCUGCAGUCAAUGGCAUAUGGGGAGAAAGAGCCGCAGAAAUGGCUGAAAGGAUAGGUAAGACAGUUGGAAGUCUUUUUCCUAACACAAUCAGCUUUGGUUUGGGGCAGAAUCAGUCAUCUCCUAAUGGGGAGAUUGGCAGUACAAUCCCAGCUAAAGUGAACUGAAAUUGCUCCCAGUGACAUAAUCAGCAGUGUGUGAAUACAAAUGAAUAAGAUUGGCUGAUACUGAUAAACCCUGGCUAAGGCAGCCUCUGCCAUCAGUGUGGGAAUAGUGUGAAUGGGUGAAUGUGAUGAGUGGUGAAAAAUCACACCAAGACCAGACAAGGACUGUAUAAGCAUAAGUCUGUUUAGCUUUGAGAAACUCCAAAAACAUAUACACCAGCAGAGUUUUAAUGAUCUUUUACUUCCCCUUUCUGCACCACUCCAGGCUGAUUGAUUUCUACAAAGGCUGAAUAACAAAUCACACAUUUACAGUUUCUCUUGUGCAAAGACUAGACACGAUAUAAAACAUAAAAUAGUCUCAUAGGUGUCACACAUUAUUUAAAAGGUGCAAUAAUGGUGUUUGUCAGAUGCUAACUCAGCCUUAGAGGUGCAGGCAGGCCUUUAGUUUCCUUGCUAACAGCUGCAAUGUACCAGCUUGUCCAUCAAGUUAGCCAUGACAAUAACUAUUCUUCAUCAUGCAAAAUCUCUUAACUGUGAUGUCUACCAAACAAAUAAAUCAUUAAAACAUCACCCCAUGACUGGACAAAUGCUAACCAAGCCAAAACAGUUUGUUUUGUAUCUGGCUGAGAACACACUAUGGGGCCCUUCAAGUCCCGUUGAGUAAAAUCCUUGAUAUUGUGCUAUCAAGAUAUAAAAAUCUGAGCACGCAAUAAUCUAAUCUUGCAGUAAUCAGCAUAAUCCAUUUUAUGCAACUUAUUUUCCUUUGCAUACAAAUUCUAAUUUGACAACAAGUAAAUCCUCUUGUUCAUGUAAUAAAACUGUGUGUCGUAGUUAUUGACAAUCCUGAUUUGAACAGUGGUAAACCAUGCUUCAAUUGGGGACAGGAGAUACAAAAUUGUAAAUCUUACAGCACAGAUCCUUCUUACAACAGGAGGGGCACAUCUUCAUAGGAUUUAUAUAAAAUCUUGCAAGUGAUGCUACUCUUAUCCUGUAAAAUUGUACUAAGGGUCUCCACCACUUCAAUCUGACAGGUGCCAGAGUGAAUACAAUUGCUGUACCUCCUGGUGGUUUCUUCUCAAAUGCAGAAAUUGAGCAGGUAUGACCAUCAGUAGGAUUAUUAUAUGCCUCUUAUUCCAGUCAAAGCUGACAUCUGUGUGGUGAUGCUGUUUAUCAUUACAGGCUUUAGCAAAACACAGACCGGCUGUUUUCUUUCUUGCCCACGGAGAGUCUUCCACAGGAGUCCUGCAUCCUUUAGACGGGAUUGGACAGCUGUGUCAAAAGUAAGAUUCAACUUUCACACAAAUUAAAUCAGAUUUGCUACAAAAACAUUUGCAUCAAAUGGCUAAAUUAGAUCUGUCCCUACAGGUAUAACUGCUUGUUUCUUGUUGACUCUGUUGCAUCAAUUGGUGGUGCUCCUCUCUUCAUGGACAAACAAGGUUCAGUAUUCAAACUUGAUUACUAAUGAAGCCAUUUAAUGUGUUAUAAAGAUUCAAAGUUUAUAUAAAAAAUAUUGAUAUUUGUGAUUGCAGAGAUUGACAUCCUGUACACAGGCUCCCAAAAAGUUCUAAAUGCUCCUCCAGGUACAGCCCCCAUCUCGUUCAGUGAAAGAGCAUGGUGAGAGAAACACAUUCAGGUCAUAGAUUUUAAAAUCUACAGAUAUUUAAGGGUUGACUCUUUCACAGCCAGAAAAUAUUUAACCGGAGGACAAAGCCUGUGUCGUUCUUUUUGGAUUUGAGUUGGCUUGCAAACUACUGGGGAUGUGAUGGCAAACCCUCAAGAGUGUAAGACAAAUCUUUAUUAAAAACUACGCUUUGAUCUUUAGAUCAAUUUCUAAAUAGUCUGUGUUCUUUUCAUCCCGUUUUCAUAGAUAUCACCACACAGGUCCUGUCACUGCUUUUUACUCACUGAGGGAGAGUCUGGCUGUUCUUGUUGAAGAGGUACAAUAUGUGUUCAAAUGAAAAAUCAUGAUUUUGUUUCUCUCAGAGUUUCAGUAACUCUGGGUAGACAGCCAACAAGCAUAACAUACUUUAAAAAAGGAGCAAUAUUGCUUAGCAGUAAAACUGCAACCCCAAUACACAGAGACUUUAGUCCUCUAAGCAAGACGCUUGAGUUUGACUCUUUUCUCCCAACCAGCAGUUUCCCAGAAAUCACUAAAAUUAAAAAAUGCAUUUGUCACUAGUUUGUACCAUCUGUGCCACUGUAAAAACAUGGCUGUCCAAAAUGGCAGCCUCCAUGGAAGGGGACCUGCUCUUUACAAAAUAAAAAGAAGCUCAUACUGAGAAAACAAACAUAGAGCAGUUUUUAUUUUCAAUGGAUUUUACACCAAUUCAAAAAAGGCUUAGGAACCUAAUAUUCAAUUUCUGCUGAGUGUGUCAUGCUAAAUGUUGCUAAAUAUUACUCUCUGCACCUGUAAAAGCAUCCUUUUCUUAUGUUUCACAUUCAAGAUCCAGAGGCUAGGUCAACUGUUUAUUUUCAGUCUUAGUGUCAAAAACAAAAAAUUGAGACUAUUUUUAUUUUUUUGUAUUAGGAUAUCCUUUAUGUUGGUAAAGUGUAAGUGUUGCACGACACUUAAAUAUGUCCUUUGCCUUAAUUGGUAAAGUUAAGUCUCUAUUCACACCCUCUUCUGUAAAGGGUCUGGAGAACUCAUGGGAAAGACAUCAAAAAGUGGCCGAGUACUUCCACGCAGGCCUUGAGAGCAUGGGCCUGAAACUUUUUGUCAACGACAGGGUGAGCUUCAAAUAUCAACAUGAUCAUGAAACUUGACAAAAUAACGUUGUUGUCGUUGAAUUAACAUCAUGCAAGAAACCAAUGUAGUGUCUAUAAUGGCUGUUUAAGAACGCAAGACUACCCACGGUUACCACGAUUGUUGCCCCUCAUGGAUAUGACUGGAAAGAGAUCACCACGUACAUAAUGAAAACACACAAUUUAGAGAUUUCUGGAGGACUUGGACCAUCGGUUGGCCUGGUGAGACUCUUUGUUGCUUUAAACAAAAUUCUUUAUUUGUAAAAAUAUAUAUAUUUUAUGAUUUAUUUAUUUAUUUAUUGGUUAUUUCAGGUGCUUCGUGUGGGACUGAUGGGAUGUAACAGCAGCAUGCCAAAGGUGGACAUGGUGUUGGCAGCUCUGAGGGAUGCUCUGAAACACUGCCAUAAGAGCAAAGUGUGACAUGUGCCCUGCUAUGAAAGGCUAUUCUGAGUCAAUGUUGCUGCGAAAAGAAGGCACUGUGUGUUAUAAUGAAAACAUGAUCAGCUCAUGCACUUGUUCAAUCAGCCAUUUUUGCUAAUGUAUGUUAGAGCAGGAGGUGUGAAAUGAUGAUAAGCAUUGCACUACCAAACUAAAGAGUUUAGAAAACAUAGGAUUGUGAACCCUGUUUAUGUCACAGAGGACUGAGCUGUGGUUAGAAAUAGACUAGAAAAAUUUCCGUGCAAAUGCUACAGCUGAAGUACAGUAGUUCAUCACUGCAGAGUCAAAUCGAACAUACACUAAGCUUGACAAGGACAGACAGUAUAUCAAUGGAUUUUAUCUACUCUGCUACCCCAUGAUAUUAUAUCCCUAAAGUUGCAAAAUCACACACAUAAGGAAUAGAGAAUUUCCCAGUUUGGGAUCAAUACAGUAUAUCCAUCUAUCUACAUAACAACAGGCUUAACUUGCCCCUUUUAGGAAAUGGCAGCACGGUAUAUUGUGUUCAUCAUUUUGUUUUGUAUGUUUCUCGAAAAAUAUCCUGUUUAUUGGGAAAAUAAACUUUGUUAGGUUGAAAUUGAUUUAAAAAAAAUUAAUCUGUUAUGAUGAGCAAACUCAUAACUAACAUUUUUCAGCAUUUUCCUCUUGGAAUAGUAAGAAAAGUAAAUGAAAAGCUCAUAUUAACUGCAAUAUGAGUGCAUUUCUGCUCAGGAUUUCUGUGAUAUAAACUUGGCUUUAAGACCCAAAAAAAAUGCCAUUAAAUAAGUUUAAAACUGUUACUUAAAUAUUAGCUCAUCAACACAACUCAGAACACUUUAGGCCUACUGAAUCAAAACAAAUACUGCUUUUACAGUUUUCCUGAUUUUAACUCAUACAAAAUACACAAAAUACAUGCAUUGUAUGUAAGUUGUGACUUCUGACCCCCCCAACGCACGCACACACGCAAGCGUACACACACACACACACACACACACACACACACACACACACACACACACACACACACACACACACACACACACACACACACACACACACACACACACACAUAAGUACUUGGCUAUCAAUCAAAUAUCUUUAAUCCCUUUAAUGUUGCAUCACCUCCUGCAAUGGCAGUCAGUAAGGGGUCACACUGUGAAGGGAAAUGUUGUGUUUCACAAAUUCUCUCCUCUGGCAGUAUAUGAUUUCAGUUAGGUAACUUUAAGAUUAUUACAUAAGAGAAAAACAAAUUUGAUUGAAGUUAAAGAUUUUCAAAAAUGUCUUUUCAAAGUAAUGUCCAUGUUAUAAGUGUAUUGAAAUAAACAAUGCCUUUUAUCAAAC